Messenger RNA from Malus domestica (apple), 2158 nucleotides. NCBI's taxonomy places the organism in Eukaryota, Viridiplantae, Streptophyta, Magnoliopsida, Rosales, Rosaceae. The record is from RefSeq and is a predicted model, not a curated record.
UGCUUAAGAAAAAGGUAUACACAAAAACCAUGACUAGAGUUUCAACUUAUUGUGAUAAACUAUGCUUUCUAGCUUUCCUUAUCUUGUAUCUUCAGCUAGCUUCAUCACAAAAAAGUGUUUUUGCUUCUGCCAAUUCCACUGAAGCAGAAGCACUUCUCAAAUGGAAAGCUAGCUUUCAAAACCAAACCCAAAACGACCUGACCUCAUGGAUGAAUGCAAAUGAAGCCCCAUGCAAUACUUGGAUUGGAGUUUCAUGCAACUCAGCUGGAAGUGUCAACAGAUUAAACCUCACCAAUUCUGGUAUACAAAGUACUCUACUUGAAUUUCCUUUCAUGUCCUUGCCUAAUCUUGCAUAUGUUGAUCUAAGCUACAAUGAACUUUUUGAUCAAAUCCCACCUGAGAUCAGUUCCCUCACCAAACUCAUCUAUUUUGAUGUAUCCUACAAUCAAAUGUCUGGAAAAAUCCCACCUGAAAUCGGUCUUUUAACAAGUAUUCAGGUCCUUCACCUAAAUGCAAAUAAUUUCAACGGCUCAAUUCCUCAAGAAAUAGGCCAACUUAAAUUUGUCUAUGAGCUAGCUCUAAACUUAAACAAUUUAGAGGGUUCAAUUCCAGCUUCUGUGGGUAAUUUGAGCCAAUUGACUUCUUUGUUUCUCUUCGGAAACCAACUUUCGGGUUCUAUUCCUCCCGAAAUAGGAAACCUUUCGAAAUUGGUUGAAGUUGACCUGUUUGACAACUAUUUAUCAGGUCCAAUCCCUCUGAGUUUCGGAAACUUGAAAAAUCUAACCAUCAUGAUGUUGUACAACAAUACCCUUUCUGGUUCUAUGCCAACUUCUUUUGGCAAUUUGACAAACCUUGUUUAUCUCUCUCUCUACGGUAAUAAACUUUCCGGCACCAUUCCUGAAGAGAUUGGAAACUUGAAAUUUGUUGAGGAAGUACACCUGGCUGCUAACCGAUUUUCUGGUUAUUUGCCUCGAGAUAUUUGUAGUGGUGGACUGCUACAAAGGUUUACCGCAGAAAACAACGAAUUUACAGGUCCAGUCCCCAAAAGCUUGAAGGGUUGCAAGAGCUUAGUCAGACUCCGUCUUCAAGGGAACCAACUUAAAAGCAAUAUAUCUGAAGACUUUGGUGUCCAUCCGAAUCUUCAGUUUGUAGACCUAAGCCACAACAACUUAUAUGGUGAAAUCUCAGACAUCUGGGGACAGUGUCCAAACUUAACAACCCUACGAUUUGCAGGGAACAACCUUACUGGUAGCAUACCAUCUGAGAUUGCCAAUGCAACUAAAAUUCAAGAACUUGAUUUUUCUUCGAAUCAUCUGGUUGGGGUGGUUCCCAAGGAUUUGGGGAGAUUGACUUCUAUGGUGAAUCUAAAGUUGAAUGGCAAUCAACUUUUGGGUUCUAUACCCUCAGAAUUUGGAGCAUUCACUGAACUGGAAUAUCUUGACGUGUCCACCAACAAGUUGAAUGGCUCAAUUCCAAGCAUUUUUGGCGAAUUGAUCAGUUUAAACUACUUGAAUUUGAGCAACAACAAUUUCAGUCAAGAAAUUCCAUUUCAGUUGGGGAAUUUAUUUCACCUGUCACAGUUAGAUUUAAGUCGUAACUCACUUGACGGCAAGAUACCAUCAGAAAUUAGCAAUAUGCAGAGCUUGGAGCGGCUGAAUCUUUCCCACAAUAAUCUUUCCGGUCUCAUUCCGGCAACGUUUGAUGGAAUGCGUGGCUUGUCGUACAUAGACGUAUCCUACAAUCACUUGCAGGGUCCCAUCCGCAACAACAAAGCAUUUCAAGAUGCUCACAGCUUUGAAGGGAAUGAAGGAUUGUGUGGAAAUUUUGUAGGUCUAGAAUCCUGCAAUAAGCACGUCUCAAAAAGAAAAAACGAAAGAAAACUCGUGUUUGCAAUCGUUUUCCCUAUCUUGGGAGCAGUUUUACUUGCUCUCCUUGCAUUUGUCUUCAUCAAACAAGAAGAAAGAAAGAGCCGGGAACAGAAAAGAGUGAUAUCCAUGAUGAAAUUUUUUCACUCUCUCUUUUUGAUGGAAAAAAAUUGUAUUGGGAGAUCAUAAGAGCAACCAAUGGUUUUGACUCCAUAUUUUGCAUUGGGAAGGGAGGAUCUGGAAGUGUCUACAAGGCAAAGCUACCAUCAGGCAGCAUAUUUGCAGUGAAGAAA